GCUCUGGGAUUGUACACCGUAAAUGCAGUAUAUGGAGAUACCAUUACUAUGCCUUGUCGUCUAGAAGUACCAGAUGGUCUUAUGUUUGGAAAAUGGAAAUAUGAAAUGCCAAACGAAUCUCCAGUAUUUAUUGCCUUCAGAUCAUCAACAAAAAAAAAUGUACAGUAUGAUGAUGUACCAGACUACAAAGACAGGUUGAGUCUCUCAGAAAACUAUACGUUAUCCAUCAAGAAUGCAAGAAUCAGUGAUGAAAAGAGAUUUGUAUGUAUGCUAGUUACAGAAGAUGAUGUUUCCGAAGAGCCAACGAUAGUCAAAGUCUUCAAACAACCCUCUCAACCAGAAAUCUUACAUCAAGCAGACUUCUUAGAAACAGAGAAGCUACAAAUGCUUGGAGAGUGUGUUUCAAGAGAGAGUUAUCCUGAAGGCAAUGUCACGUGGUACAAAAACGGGAGAGUUUUGCAGCCUGUGGAAGAAGUUGUGGUCAUAAAUUUGCAAAAGACUGUGAACAAAUCAACUGGACUCUUCACCAUGACAUCAUCUCUUCAGUACAUGCCAACAAAGGAAGAUGCAAAUGCCAAGUUUUCUUGCGUUGUGACAUAUUAUGGACCAUCUGGCCAGAAGACAAUACAGUCUGAACCAGUUGUCUUUGAUGUUCACUAUCCAACAGAGAAGGUGACUAUUCAAGUGCUGCCACAAAGUAGUACCAUUAAAGAAGGCGAUAACAUCACUCUGAAGUGCUCGGGAAAUGGCAACCCUCCUCCACAGGAGUUCCUCUUUUACAUUCCAGGAGAAACAGAAGGCAUAAGAAGCUCAGAUACUUACAUAAUGACAGACGUGAGACGAAAUGCAACAGGAGAAUAUAAGUGCUCUCUGACUGACAAAAGCAUGAUGGACUCAACCACCAUCACUGUACACUAUUUGGAUUUGCAGCUCACUCCUAGCGGAGAAGUCACAAAACAGAUUGGAGAGGCCCUGCCUGUGUCAUGCACAAUUUCUUCUAGUAGAAAUGCAACUGUGUUUUGGAUAAAGGACAACACCAGAAUGCAAACAAGUCCAUCAUUUUCAAGUCUUCAGUAUCAAGAUGCUGGAAACUACAUCUGCGAAACCACUCUACAGGAGGUUGAAGGGCUAAAGAAAAGAAAGACACUUAAACUUAUUGUGGAAGGAAAACCUCAAAUCAAAAUGACAAAGAAAACCAACACAAAUAAAAUGUCUAAAACAAUUGUCUGUCAUGUGGAAGGUUUCCCCAAACCAGCAGUGCAAUGGACAGUUACUGGUACUGGAAGCAUCAUAAAUAAAACAGAGGAGACUAAGUAUGUUAAUGGAAAAUUUUCCAGUAAAAUUGUAAUUGCUCCUGAGGAAAAUGUGACUCUAACUUGCAUUGCAGAAAAUCAGCUAGAAAGGACUGUGACCUCCCUGAACGUCUCUGCUAUAAGUAUUCCAGAAUAUGAUGAGCCAGAGGAUAGGAGUGAUGACAAUAGCGAAAAGGUUAAUGACCAGGCAAAGCUAAUAGUGGGAAUUGUAGUCGGUCUUCUGCUGGCUGCUCUGGUUGCAGGUGUUGUCUACUGGCUCUAUGUGAAGAAAUCAAAGACAGCGUCAAAACACGUAGACAAAGAUCUUGGAAAUAUAGAAGAAAACAAAAAAUUAGAAGAAAACAAUCAUAAAUCUGAAACUUAAGAGACAAAACAUGUCAGUCGUCAUUCCAGAGAAUACAUAUAGACCAAUUGAAGCAUGAACGUGGAUUGUAUUUAAACAUAUACAAAGAAGUGACAGCUAUUCAUGGUUCAAGUAUUAAACAGAUCAUACUACCAAGUUUUCAAAGGAUUUUAGACGCAAUUAUCUCAAGCUAAAGAAAAAAAAAACCUACAAACUAAUUUUGGCAACAGCCAUGAUAAUAGGUCACCAUGUUGUGUUCCGUUUGAAAUAUUUUUUUGUAAAUGUCUGCACUGAAGAUUUCUUUUUGUUUGCCUUUAUGUAAAUUUUUUACGUAGCUAUUUUUAUACACUGUAAGGCUUUGUUCUGGGAGUUGCCGUUAAUCUGAUGUAUAGUGUAAUGGUUUUAUUUCAAUUGUUUUUAUGACACCCUUUGAGCAGGUACAUGUCUAAUUCUGAUUGUUAUCGGUGAAGCCUCUGCUUUGUAUCAAGUACCUAGAGAGUAAGAUUGUCUUAAA
Molecule: messenger RNA, 2170 nt
Organism: Merops nubicus (carmine bee-eater)
Lineage: Eukaryota; Metazoa; Chordata; Aves; Coraciiformes; Meropidae
Gene: ALCAM
Product: activated leukocyte cell adhesion molecule
Exons: 15
Coding region: 49-1677 (542 amino acids)
Biological process (GO): cell adhesion
Cellular component (GO): plasma membrane
Source: RefSeq, a predicted model, not a curated record